AUGAGAUUUUUGUUGGUUUUAUUUCUACUCUUAUGUGUCUCAUCAAAUUUAAUUCCACCUGAUGAAGAUCCAUUUUAUGAACCACCACCAAAUUAUGAAAACCAACCACUAGGUUCAAUAUUGAAGAAUCGAACAACUCCUGCAAAACUAUCAAAUUUAUUCUUUACAUUUGAAAUCAAAAAUUCAUGGCAAAUAAUGUAUAAAUCAACAAACACACAUGAUGAACCUCUGGUGGUGAUAAUGACAGUUAUAGAGCCAUUUAAUGCAUCAACUACAAAAGUAUUAUCAUAUCAAACUUUUCAAGAUUCACCAAGUCUCAAUUGUUGUCCAAGUUAUGGAUUUCAAAAUGGUGCACCCAUCACAACUUUAGCUUCUCAAUUAGAUAUGAGAUUCUUUAUACCAGCAUUAAAGAAAGGUUAUUAUGUGAUUAGUUCAGAUUACGAAGGAUUGAAUUCAAGUUUUGCAAUUGGUCGAACUUCAGGAUUUUCAGUUCUUGAUGGGAUUAGAGCAGCAACUAACUCUAGAGAUAUAACUGGAAUUGAUCCAAAAGCUAAAUUCAUUCUUACUGGAUAUUCAGGAGGUAGUAUUCCUUCAAGUUGGGCUAUAUCUUUACAAUCUAAAUAUGCACCAGAUUUGAAGAACUACAUAAUUGGUUGUGUUUUAGGUGGAUUCGUUACAAAUAUCACUGCAACCGCUGAAGCUACUGAUGGUGGGAUUUUUGCUGGGUUAAUUCCAUUAGCAUUGAAUGGAUUAUGUAAUGAAUAUUCGAGAUUCAGAGAAAUAAUGUACUCGAAAAUUGAACUAGCUACCAAACUUUUGAGAUUCAAAGAAGCUUCAUCGAAAUGUUUCAUAAAUGGAUUAAUGACUUAUCAAAAUGAAAAUUUUUUCAAUGGAGAAAAUAGAACAUUUGAAGAGGGUUUUGAUAUAUUACAAAUUCCCGAAGUUUCAGAAAUUAUAGAAUCAAACAAUUUGAUAAAUUUGAAUAAAUCGUAUUUACCACAAGUUCCCAUUUUCGUAUAUCACGGAACAUUAGAUUCAGUAGUACCUAUCAGCGGAGUAUACAAAAUUUACAAAAAAUGGUGUUCUUGGGGAAUUAAGUCUUUGGAAAUUUCAGAAAGUUUAUUAAAUGGUCAUAUAACAGAACAAAUAUUGGGUGCAGCAGCAGCUAUUACUUGGAUUGACCGCAUUUUCGCAGGUGGUGAACCGAUAAAAGGUUGCUCUCAUACAAAGAGGGUGAAUAAUUUGUUUUAUCCUAAUGUAUCUAGUGAAACUCGUAGUUAUUUUUUGGGCAUGGAUUAUACUGUUUUGGAUUUUUUGAUGGGUAAGGAGUAUAAGAAAUAG
Messenger RNA from Lodderomyces jiufengensis, 1341 nucleotides. Its product is annotated as lipase family protein. Lineage: Eukaryota; Fungi; Ascomycota; Pichiomycetes; Serinales; Debaryomycetaceae. The transcript has a single exon. Gene Ontology annotation, biological process: lipid catabolic process. Gene Ontology annotation, molecular function: triacylglycerol lipase activity. The record is from RefSeq and is a predicted model, not a curated record. Bases 1 to 1341 code for a protein of 446 amino acids.